UUUUCAGUCUGUCAUUAACAGCCGGUAGUGGUGGUGUCGCGCAUUAUUUGUGUUAAUUAUUUGUUUUUAAUCCGCUUUGCAAAGUCUGCGUGGUAGUUUAUAAAUUAAAUAAAUAAUAAAGUAUACCAUACCAUACAUUUGCACUGAAAAGGAAACUGUGAACAUAAUCGUAUUAAUUAAUAAAAUAAAUAACACAUGUUUGGAAAAUUUUAAUGUUUGUUAACAUGUAAACAAAUGCGAUAAAAGAUGAAUCCAGGAAACAAAGAGAACAAAGACGGUGGGCAGCAGGCAUCUCCCGAGAGGAUGAACUAAUAUUGAGGACAGUUACUGAAGGAAUUAUGGCUAAGAAGAAGAGUUGUAGUACGCCGCAGGAGGUAUGGGAGCGCGUGUCGAUGUCGCUGGUGCACGGCGUGGAGGCGCUGUUCUACCGGCUGGGGCUGGCCGUGGCGCGCCGCCCGUGGCGCACGCUGGCGCUUGUCUGGCUCUUCAUCCUCGUCAGCGCCGCCGGCCUCAUGCGCUUCCACAUCGAGAAGAACCCCAUGAAGCUCUGGGUCCCCCCUGACUCGGACUUCUUCAAGGACACCAACUGGUACAUAGACACCUUCGGCAGCGGCCUCCGCUUCCAGAAAGUCCUCAUCACGGCUGACAACGUCCUCAACCCGACAGUGCUGGCCGCGGUCCACUCCAUCACCCAACAAGUGAACACUCUCUCAGUCACUCAGGGUGACAAAAACUAUACUAUCAAAGAUCUGUGCUACAAAGUUCCUGUUGUUAAUAUAGUUAAUUUUCUAGGCUCCAAUCCAAGUUCAAGUUCGGGUAAAAUUAGUUCAAAUGAGUCAGAGGUUGACUACUCUGACCCCACACUGUGGCUCAACCAUGACUUUUAUUGUGAUUUCUUGAAAAACUUUCCAUAUGUGUGCCUUCAAGAAAACAUUUUAGAUUUAUGGAAGAAUGAUUUAAAGGUAAUUUCAAAUCUGACUAACCAUGACAUAGUGACUAGUGUGAACACUGUGAAUGUGAACCCGGAAACCGGGCAUCCUGUGGAUUACAAGCAAAUGCUGGGGGGAGUGAAGUAUGGCGAGUCUGGGCAGAUAGUGUCUGCAGAGUCAGUGGUGCUGACGUGGCACACGGUGGUAAAUAUGUCCUCUGUAGACCUGAAUGAGGUGGGCAACCUGGUGGGAACUGAGGACUGGGUCUCCCUGCCCCUGGCCAAAUGGGAAAUUGAAUUCUUAGCUCUAUUGGAGAAACUGUCUCACAAUUCUAGUGAUAUUAAUGUAUAUUAUGAAGCUGGCAGAAGUUUCGGUGAUAUUAGUGGAAGUGCUAUGUUUAGUGAACUGGACAAGCUCUUUGCAGGUAUAUUUCUUAUGUUUAUCUAUAUUCAAUUUGCUAUGUCGCGAUGUAAUUGGCUGGAGAUCAGACUGACAUUGGGCAGUGUGGGUCUGUUAUCAGUGGGCAUGGCAUAUGUGAGUGCAGUCAGCUGGUGCUCAGCUUUUGGUGUGUCAUUUGGUCCGGUGCACUCCUCGCUGCCAUUCCUGUUGAUGGGGCUGGGAGUGGACGACAUGUUCGUGAUGAAGGCGUGCUGGGAGCAGCUCACUCCCGAGGAGAUGAAGAAGAGUGUCCCGGUGAAGGUGGGCCUCAUGCUGAAGCACGCUGGCGUCUCCAUUGUGAUCACUUCCUUCACUGACAUAGUGGCCUUGCUCAUUGGUGCUAUCACUAUUCUGCCCUCUCUACAGUCUUUCUGUAUCUAUGCAGCAGCUGGUGUCUUCUUUAUCUUUUGUUACACUGUCACGUUUUAUGUGGCUGUAUUCACUUUAGAUCUCAGAAGGAUAGAAUCUAAUAGAAAUGGUUUGCUUUUCUGCUAUAAACAUAAAAAGCCAGUCAAAAUGUCUACGAAGAAGUCAGUUCUUCAAGGAAUGUUUACGGCAUUUUACAGAAGAGUAGUUUUUACAACUCCAUUUAAAACCUUAGUAAUAUUAUUCACGAUAGUAAUGACAGGGUUUAGUAUAGAAGCAAUAUUCCGAUUGGAACAAAGAUUUGAUCCGAAGUGGUUUAUUCCGGAAGGGACGUACUAUGGGGACUAUCUUCAGCAAUAUGAUCACUAUUAUCCUAAUGAAGGUCACAUGGCUAUGGUCUUCUUGGGCGACAUGAAAUACAAGGAUGAGUUUCCGAAACUACACGACAUGGUGUUAGAGCUGGACAACCAAACCUACGUCCGCAACAUGUCCAGUUGGGUAGACGUCUUCCACAAAUACAUGUUGAAAAAUUACGAUAUAGAUGUCAGAAACACAAGCGCUCUCUCUGACGAAGAGUUCAAUAUGCACGUGUCGCGGUUCUUGUUCAGUCCUAUAGGGGGUCGAUUCCAACUGAGCUUUAAGUUCGAGAAGCCGUUCGAUUGUGGGUCUUCCUCCUCCAACAUCACGGCUUCCACCAUGAUGUUCAAGUUCCCGCGGUUCGCUGGACCCAACGAGUACAUCCCGGCUAUGAACAACGUCAAAGACAUAGUCAAGUCUACUGACUUGGAGUCUGGGCACGGGUACCGCAGCGUUUGGUCCAAGGUGUUCGCCAACUGGGUCACCGACGAGGUGAUAGCUGUGGAAGUCGAGAGAAACUUGGAGCUUGCCUUAUUAUGCGUUAUGGUGUGUACUAUCAUUUUGAUUACGAACUUGCAGAUGUGUUUUUGGAUAUUCUUGUGCGUGUUGUUGACGAUCGUGAAUGUGCUGGGCUGGAUGCAGCGCUGGGGCAUGACUGUGGACAUCGUGUGUUGCAUCGGGCUCGAGCUCGCUAUAGGUCUGUGCGUGGACUACGCGGCGCACGUGGGACACACGUUCUUGACCAUCUCUCAAGGCUCUCGCUCUGAAAGGUCCUUCCAGACAGUCACUACUAUUGGCACGGCAGUACUGCUGGGCGGUGGCUCCACAAUACUGUCGCUCUCGCUUCUCAGUAUGACGAAAGCAUACACCUUCCAGGCUUUCUUUAAAAUAUUCGCUCUCGUGAUAACUUUUGGUUUGUUUAAUGGGCUGGUGUUUCUGCCAGUGGUGUUGUCUUUGAUCGGCCCCGGUGCCUACAAGUCUAAGGAUACUGAACCUGAAAAUCCGUUUGAAGUAGAAGAGUUGAAUGAUAAAUCUAAGCAAUCGUUGAAGGGAAAUAGUGAUGAUAUUGAUUAGAGGAACCAAAAGUGCCUACUUAGAGUAUUUUUUGGCUAUGUGUAACGUGUACAAUGUUCACAAAAUAGGUAUGGGCCUAUUAUAUUAUUUUGUAUUACUUCAUAACUUCCUCGUAAUCUCUCAAUAAACAAAUGCUCAACGGAUUAAUAUUAGAGAUUAUUGGAAGUAAGUAGUUAAUUAAGUACUUACACCACCAACAAAGAAAAACAAUAUGCGGUGCAAUAAUAAUACGAAAUACAUAAUAGAUGUACCUACUGUUAUCCGUAUCGUUAUCAAUAAAUGAUUGAUGAGUAAUAUUAAUUGUGAGCAGCUGCACUAAAACCUAUAUUAUCCCACUAUACAUCUAUAUCUCUGAACUAAUACAGGGAAAGGCCUAAACUUUAAACUUAUAGGUAUACCGCUUUCCAACCCGUGUUAGCUUACAUGAACGAAAUACGAACGCGAAUGUGUUAAUAAAAUUUGUUGGAUUUAAACCGCGUGAUAUCUAAGUCGUUACAGUUAAACCGUAUCAAAGUUAUCAGAUUUUGACCUCAAGGGUUUUGAAUUGUAUUUCUUGAUUAGAUACUUCUACUUGCCUUUUAUUAUUGGUACAAAAAGGGUACAAAGUUCUAAAAUGUGUAUUUACAAAAAUGAUUCAUCCUUUGUCUUUGUUCAUGUUGAAGAGUCUAGAUACCUAGAUAAUGUACCUACCGUAUGUAAAUCAAAUGAACGCAUGUCAUUCUAAAUUGAUGUUCUUGUUUGUACCAUAUUAUUUAUACUUAAGUAAUUUUGUUUGUUUAUACAUGGUACUGGAGUGAUCCGUUGACAUUAUGUUAUCGGUAUUUAUAUCAUAAUUAAGUACCUACCUUGUGAAUAAUGUAAUUAAUGUCCAAUUUGUAUCGGAAUGUGUCAAUUUUCUAGAAUAUAUGUGUGAUUAUUGUUAUAUUAACAAAUGUGAUUAGGCUAUCUGAGAUCUACUACAUUUUGGGGAUGGAAAAGUUAGAAAGGUCUGGUAUCAUACCAUUGCAGCUAGAAUAAAACUGUAUUUUAAAUAAAGUUUAAACCAUGAGGUUUAUUUAAAAUUUACUUCACAGGAUGUUCAAUUAAUAAACCCAGCCCCAAUACGUGAUGUAUUGUAGAUGGUACCUACCUAAUAUCUAUGUCAUACUUUAUAGUGUAUCAAGUAAUAAAGAGGAAAGAUUUUUGAGUUAGUUAGUAAUGAAUUAAAUAAAAUGUACUGGGCCGAUUUUUAAUGUGCUAGUUACUAUUUAUCAUUAAAUUCCCAUGGGAAAGUCUUCAGACGCGAUGCGAAGCUCGCGCGGAAACAGUAGCUAGUUAUUUAGAUAAUAAUGUGCUAUUAGUUAACUGUAAGUACAAGUACCAAGGUACCUAAAUAAUGUAAUUGGAACUCGUUCUCUCUGAUAUUAAUAAUUUUAAAAUGUUAGUCCUAGUCAAAUUAACUUCUGUAAAUUAUGUUAAAAUGUUAAGCAAUAAAUAAGUAAGUUAGCAUAUUUGUAAGUCUUCCAGUGAGCUAAGCAUGAGAUUAAUAAACACGUAAUAACAUA
Messenger RNA from Plutella xylostella (diamondback moth), 4708 nucleotides. NCBI's taxonomy places the organism in Eukaryota, Metazoa, Arthropoda, Insecta, Lepidoptera, Plutellidae. The record is from RefSeq and is a predicted model, not a curated record.